AAGGGAGAGAUUAGGGGAGGUCUGCUCAGCCGUGGGGCACAGAAGUCAAGAUCUCUGAAGACCUCCACCAUGGCCUGGUCCCCUGUACUCCUCACCCUCCUCAUUCAGUGCACAGGAUCCUGGGCUGUGCUGACUCAGCCUCCCUCUGUGUCUGGGGCCCUAGGUGAGAGUGUCACCAUCUCCUGCACUGGAAUCCCCACCAGCAUAGAUUAUGAUGAAGAGGAAUACACAUAUGAUGUGAACUGGUACCAACAGCUCCAAGGAAAGGUACCCAUUCUACUAAUCUAUGGAGAUAAUAACAGAAAUCCUGGAGUCCCUGAUCGAUUCUCUGGUUCCAAGUCAGGCAGCUCAGCCUCCCUGACCAUCAGUGGCCUUCAGGCUGAAGAUGAGGCUGAUUAUUACUGCCAGUCCACUGACAGUAGCUUCAGUGCUCACACAGUGCAUGGGGCCUUUGGAGGGGGAGCUCCAGCAGCUGCUGAGGCUAAGCCUGUGGUUUCUGCUUCUGAUGUUCCUGCUGCUGCCAUCAUGGGGCCAGGUGCAUGUUCCCUGGCCCAGCCUGUGCUGACCCAGUUACCCUCUUCCUCUGCAUGUCUGGGAACAACAGUCAGACUCACCUGCACCCUGAGCAGCGGCCUCAGUGUUGGCAACUAUUACAUAAAUUGGUACCAACAGAAGCCAGGGAGCCCUCCCCAGUAUCUCCUGUACUAUUAUUCAGACCCACAUACAGAGUUGGAACCUGGGGGUCCCCAGCUGCUUCUCUGGAUCCAAAGAUGCCUCAGCCAAUGCAGGGCUUCUGCUCAUCUCUGGGCUGCAGCCUGA
Mustela lutreola (European mink) is the source of this 819-nucleotide messenger RNA. RefSeq names its product immunoglobulin lambda-1 light chain-like. The transcript has 4 exons. The record is from RefSeq and is a predicted model, not a curated record. Gene Ontology annotation, biological process: immune response; immunoglobulin production. Lineage: Eukaryota; Metazoa; Chordata; Mammalia; Carnivora; Mustelidae. Bases 70 to 819 code for a protein of 249 amino acids.